UAACAUAAAGCACAAUGUUAAAGAAGACUUACUAUCGUUGCAAACCUUUAGUCCGAUUGUUAGUCUCUUUUCUUACCCUGUGGUUUGUAAAGUGUAACACAAAUAUAAACAAGAUCGAGCUGAUCAAGUUAUCUGAAUAUGAUAAACGUCUACCGAGUCUUGAAGAUUUCCUUACUGAGUUGGAGAAUGUGAGCAUAAUUGAAUGUGGUGCGAUUUGCUUAAUGAACAAGUUUGUAUGUGUAGGAGUUUUCUACAACGCCUUAACCAAAUUCUGUAAGCUACCAAACGAUUACCCAAACAAAACAAUGGAUUACGGUGUUCAGCCUGGUUGGGGGUUCUGGAAUACAGAAUGUAACUCCGGCUGGCUGUAUCAUUCAGACCACUGCUAUCUUCUGAAUCAUACACAAAAGUCUUGGCAUGACGCAAAGCUUCAAUGUGAAAGUAAUGGCGCAUUCCUAGCUGAUAUCAAUUCCGCCGAGGAGAACUCUUGGAUUACAGAGAAACUCAUCGGGUCUAACUCUACUGACCAAACGUGGAUUGGUGCAAGCGAUGAGGCUAUCGAAGGCAUCUUCAUAUGGAGUAAGACAAACUCUACUUUGAAAUUUUCGAAUUGGAGGGAGGGCGAAAAAAACGACUUUAAGGGAGAGGAUUGUCUUUCCAUUACCCACAACACAGGAAAGUGGAACGACCGCCAUUGUUCAAUUCAUCUCAGUUUCAUUUGCAAGAAAAUAACAUAAUCUAAGCUUUCAAAGUUUUUGCCAAUAAACUUUUUUGUAAGCGUUCUUUUUUUUUUUUUUAAGUUUAAGGGAGAGGACUGGGUUUUCUUGUGUGAAAACUACAUAAGAGAAACUCUUAAAUUUUAUACCAUAUGCAACUUGCAUUGACUUCAGUGUACAUGCCAAGUUUCCAUGUUUUUAUGGAGGACUACAAAAAAAGGGCAGAUAUAAAGGAGUUCUUUUAUAACGUGUUUAAGACCCCUUGAAUUAUCAUAACGUCAAAAGCACGAAAAGAAAUAUCAAAUGGAUCAGGACUUGUUUUUCGUUUUUAUACAUAAUAGAAAGUACGGCAAUGAGUCAAUGACACACAUGCAUUUUUGCUCUUAACGUUUGGUGCCACAAAAUUUGGAUUUGAAAAAUAUCGUUAAUCAUUAAUCAUAGUUUACAACUGGUAAACUAUGUUUUACAAUUGAUAUACCUAGUUAAUCAACUGUUAAGCUUUAUCAUGUUUAUUUUUUUCUUGUGAAUUUGACGUGUCAUAUGUAGACGAUGAUAUGAAAAAAGACAAUCUUGCAUUAGAUAAUUCUCUCUUUUCUGGCAUUAUAAAUUUUUGUUAUUUGCUUGAUUAUGAUAAAAGAACUUAUGGUUUUUAACUCACUAUGCAUCAGUCUCUUAAUAGCAUUUAAUUAAUAAAUAUUUC
This is a messenger RNA of Saccostrea cuccullata (small rock oyster), 1416 nucleotides long. RefSeq names its product neurocan core protein-like. Gene Ontology annotation, molecular function: signaling receptor activity. The record is from RefSeq and is a predicted model, not a curated record. The coding region runs from base 15 to 737 and encodes 240 amino acids. NCBI's taxonomy places the organism in Eukaryota, Metazoa, Mollusca, Bivalvia, Ostreida, Ostreidae. The transcript is spliced from 4 exons.